ACGCUGAAGUAAUAGUUCUUAAUAAGUCUGCCAACAUUUCGGAGAUGUCUGCCAUUAUCUCCGCAGGGGAAGGGGAGAAAAAAAAAACAUGCUGUAAUAAUGUUGAAAUGGGACUAGAGAUGUCAAAUGGGUUGGUUUAAAAAUAUCCCCAAGCUGCCUUUGAAACUAGACGUUGGAGUUGAAUAAAAGUGAAUGUGGGUUUCCUGAAUAGCACCGAGCUCGAGUGUGCUGUCAUAUGUAAGCCAGUCCACCAACUUGAGGCAGAAGUGUUGCGAUUCCAUAAAUACAGUAGGACUCCAUAUGCUGAGUUUUUCAAUUUCUUCUGUUAGAAAGUUUGGGGGGGAAAAGGAAGACUUUGAAGUAUUUUGUUUAUACUAACAGAAGAGAAAAGUUCUCCUAAGAAAAAGCUGGUGGCAGGAGUGUAGAGGAGUAGCAUAUGGCAUUAAGGGAGCACAGCUGGAGGUAGCAUUUCCAUCUGAAGAUGAUGUCAGAGCAGCUGACAGCCUGCCAUCCCUCAGCCUUUUAUUCUAACACACAGACAGGGAGUUAGUGUGUGCGGCUCUGUGCUGGAGAAGGUACCUCAUUCCUCUCCAACAUCAUCUCCACUCUGCAUCUGUCUCUCUUAGUCUGCUUUUUUUCCACCGAUGUAACAGACUGCAGCCAGCAAGACUCGGAGGGAAGGACUUAAUCAAGUUUAUGUGUCCUAAAGGUUAUGAAGACAGUAUGGAGUUUCCAGACCACAGCAGACAUUUGCUGCAGUGUCUGAGCGAGCAGAGGCACCAGGGCUUUCUUUGUGACUGCACUGUUCUGGUGGGAGAUGCCCAGUUCCGGGCACACCGAGCUGUACUGGCUUCAUGCAGCAUGUAUUUCCACCUCUUUUACAAGGACCAGCUGGACAAAAGAGACAUUGUUCAUCUGAACAGCGACAUUGUGACAGCCCCCGCUUUCGCUCUCCUGCUUGAAUUCAUGUACGAAGGGAAACUCCAGUUCAAAGACUUGCCCAUUGAGGACGUGCUAGCAGCUGCCAGUUACCUCCACAUGUAUGACAUUGUCAAAGUCUGCAAAAAGAAGCUGAAAGAGAAAGCCUCCACAGAGGCAGACAGCACCAAAAAAGAAGAAGAUGCUUCAAGUUGUUCGGAUAAAGUCGAGAGCCUGUCAGACGGCAGCAGCCACAUGGCAGGUGACCUGCCCAGUGAUGAAGAUGAAGGCGAAGAUGACAAAUUGAACAUUCUACCCAGCAAAAGGGACUUGGCAGCUGAGCCUGGGAACAUGUGGAUGCGAUUGCCCUCAGACUCAGCAGGCAUCCCCCAGGCUGGCGGAGAGGCCGAGCCACACGCCACAGCAGCUGGAAAAACAGUAGCCAGCCCCUGCAGCUCAACAGAGUCUUUGUCCCAGAGGUCUGUCACCUCCGUGAGGGAUUCGGCAGAUGUUGACUGUGUGCUGGACCUGUCUGUCAAGUCCAGCCUUUCAGGAGUUGAAAAUCUGAACAGCUCUUAUUUCUCUUCACAGGACGUGCUGAGAAGCAACCUGGUGCAGGUGAAGGUGGAGAAAGAGGCGUCCUGUGAUGAGAGUGAUGUUGGCACUAAUGACUAUGACAUGGAACAUAGCACUGUGAAAGAGAGUGUGAGCACUAACAACAGGGUACAGUAUGAGCCGGCCCACCUGGCUCCUCUGAGGGAGGACUCGGUCUUAAGGGAGCUGGAUCGGGACGACAAAGCCAGCGAUGAUGAGAUGAUGACUCCAGAGAGCGAGCGGGUCCAGGUGGAAGGGGGCAUGGAGAGCAGUCUGCUUCCCUAUGUCUCCAAUAUCCUGAGCCCUGCCGGCCAGAUCUUCAUGUGCCCCCUGUGCAACAAAGUCUUCCCCAGCCCCCACAUCCUGCAGAUCCACCUGAGCACGCACUUCCGCGAGCAGGAUGGCAUCCGCAGCAAGCCUGCCACCGAUGUCAAUGUGCCCACGUGCUCCCUGUGUGGGAAGACUUUCUCCUGCAUGUACACCCUCAAGCGUCAUGAGAGGACUCACUCCGGGGAGAAGCCCUACACGUGCACCCAGUGCGGCAAGAGUUUCCAGUACUCGCACAACCUGAGCCGUCACGCCGUGGUGCACACCCGUGAGAAGCCCCAUGCCUGCAAGUGGUGCGAGCGAAGGUUCACGCAGUCCGGAGACCUGUACAGACACAUCCGCAAGUUCCACUGUGAGUUGGUGAACUCCUUGUCGGUCAAAAGUGAAGCACUGAGCUUGCCCACUGUCAGAGACUGGACCUUAGAAGAUAGCUCUCAAGAACUUUGGAAAUAAUUUUAUAUAUAUAUAUAUAAAUAAUAUAUAUAUAUAUACAUAUAUAUACAUAGAUCUCUAUAUAGUUGUGGUACGGUCUAAAAGCAGUCUUGUUUCCUGGAACUGAAAAGUUGGGAUCUUAACUUGUUUUUGCACUUUAGAAUAAUAGCAUGAGAAUCUCACUAAUUUAGCAUCUGAUAAAAGAAACUAGAGCAAGUCACAAGUAGAGAGCUGUCUUUCUUUUGAGGGUUAGGCCAAGUUAGCCAAUAAAACCUUCUCAACCAACGGUUCUGUCACACAACGCUUUCACAUGGCUUACUUUUGUACACACUGCAUUGUCUUGAGCGCUUUCCCUGUGCUCCACACUGUUUUGUUUUGUUUUGUUUUCAGAGUAGAAAUCCCCUCCAGUUUAUUAGCCUCUUUAUAUGUCUCAAAUUGCAUGAAUAUUUUCUGGCUGUUGGAAACCUGAAUGCUUUUAGACCCAAAUGGAAAAUUUCUGAAAUGCUGGAUUAUCUAUUUUUAAACAAGCAGUUGACUUAAAACUUUCUGUGGCAACUUCUGGUUUUCUGAUGGUCCCCAGUGAGAGAAAUCUGACAGUACACUGGGUCACUGGGGCUGUCUCUGUGAAGGUUUGCUUGAGAUGAAAAAGGAUAUUGCAGCUUCAGCAGUGUUGAACUGUGUGUUUAAAAUGUGAAUUACUGUUCUUGUAUACUGUAAUUGAUUACACGGGCUGGGGGGGUGUCAAAGAACUUGACAGGUUGUGUUGAUGCUCUUAGUUGAGUCUUGAAAAGUAAAUAUUAACGCUACAGAAAUGCAUGAGUUUCAAUAUAUUUUUUGUCUUUGUUUGCAUUGUAUAACUUUAACGAGUGAGUUUAAAAUUAUUUAAUUUCCUUAGAAAAAAAUAGCACCAUUUGGGAAAAAAACUGGUGUUACGAAGAACAUAAAUGCACUGUUUUUAUUUUUAUUUUUAUUUUAUAUAAUUUAAAUUGACUUUUCCCACGUCUUUAAGUUUGAAACUGUUAAGCUGAAUAAAAACUUAAGCUGCAAAUUGAUAACUUCGCUACAUUACAAGGAACAUAUAAAUGUUUACAAACGGCUUAAAGAAUUGCAUGUGCAGUGUGCAUUCAUACCACACUUGUAAUUGCACAGAACCCAUGCCAGCUCAGAGUUUAGGUGUACACACGUACCCAGCCGAGUGUUUUUAGAAUAACUACUGCACAAAUUGACAAUAGGUCAUAGGUCAUUCUCUCUCUCUCCCUCCUUUUUGCUUCCCUUUUCUUUUUCUCCCCUAUUUCCUCUCCUUGCCCCUACCCCCUAACUCAUGAAAAGAUUCUAUGGACUGAAAAAGCCCCAGGCUGAAAGGACUGAGCCGCCUUGAUUGACAUGGGGAAGGGGUUAGUAGACUGUGUAUCGGCAGCAGAGGCUGCAGCCCGACGUGUGGUUCUGAUGGCCAGCGCACAGGGCAGAAGCAUUUUGCACACUGUUUGUUUUCCUGUCUUGCACUUACAAAUAAGGUCUAUGGGAGUAGCAUGGAAAACGGUUGUUGUUUUUCCCUUUUUCUUUUUUAAUUGCUUUUGUUUAAAAAUUUGAUCGCCUUAACUACUGUAAACAUAGCCUAUUUUUGUGCUUAAGAUACUGAAUGGAAAACUCCAUUGUGUGUUGCUGGACUGUUUUGGAAAUAUUUGGUCAAACGUAUGUUAAUUUGGCUGUAAUGGCAUUUAAAGCAAACAAACAAACAAACAAAAAAAAGCUGUGAAAAUGGCCUUGGAGCAUUAUCUUUAGUUACUUGAAGAGUUUCUAGUUUUUUUUUUUAAUACAGUUUAUGUUAAAAUAAUCUUUAUUAAUUUAGAGAAGACAAUCAAUGUCUGUGAAAGAACGGACUUUUUUGGAUUUUUUUUUUGUGGUCAUUGUGAGUGAUUGCUUUUUCUUUUUCUUAGUUUCACAUUCUUCCUUUGUUCUAAAUCUUAGACUGACAUCUAGCUUUGACAAUCAUAGUAUGUUUUAUUUCCUGAGGGGGAAUAACUUAUAAUGCUGUUUAGUUUUGUACUAUUGGUGUGUUGGUGAAUUUUUAAACUGUGUGCUAACUGCAAUAAAUUAUAUGAACUGAGAA
This is a messenger RNA of Mastomys coucha (southern multimammate mouse), 4381 nucleotides long. It is a transcript of the gene Zbtb18, whose product is annotated as zinc finger and BTB domain containing 18. Gene Ontology annotation, biological process: regulation of transcription by RNA polymerase II. Gene Ontology annotation, cellular component: nucleus. The record is from RefSeq and is a predicted model, not a curated record. NCBI's taxonomy places the organism in Eukaryota, Metazoa, Chordata, Mammalia, Rodentia, Muridae. Bases 697 to 2292 code for a protein of 531 amino acids. The transcript is spliced from 2 exons. Gene Ontology annotation, molecular function: RNA polymerase II cis-regulatory region sequence-specific DNA binding; protein binding; DNA-binding transcription factor activity, RNA polymerase II-specific.